This is a messenger RNA of Merops nubicus (carmine bee-eater), 381 nucleotides long. RefSeq names its product proline rich membrane anchor 1 (gene PRIMA1). NCBI's taxonomy places the organism in Eukaryota, Metazoa, Chordata, Aves, Coraciiformes, Meropidae. The transcript is spliced from 3 exons. The annotation marks the transcript as partial. The record is from RefSeq and is a predicted model, not a curated record.
AUUACUCAGGGUGAGCCCCAGAGGUCAUGUUCCAAGCCUGCAGGGGAGGAAGUCCCAGAGAGCUGCCAGCAAAUUUGCCGGUGCAGGCCACCUCCACUGCUACCACCGCCUCCUCCACCUCCGCCGCCCCCGAGGCUGCUAGUGGUGCCGACUCCCAAGUCUACCUUUUGUCCCACUGAAGAGACCUGGUGGCCAGGCCUGGUUAUUAUCAUCGCAGUAUGCUGUGCCACGCUAGUGUUCCUCUUCAUAGUUGUCAUCAUUUGCUACAAAGCCAUAAAAAGGAAACCAAUGAGAAAAGAAGAGAACGGAACCAGUCGGGCUGAAUAUGCAAUGACCUCCUCCCAAAACAACAAAACAGUUGAUAACAGUGCGGUUGUAUAA